ACGCCCCCGUCCCCACUCCCCAUCGCAACGGAUGAGCAAAGAUUUUGUUUUUAGUGCGUAAAUUCGUAUUUUUUUGCAAUUUUGCAAGCGUAAUUUGCGGAUUUUGUGGAGCCACUCAAAUCGGCCGGAAGAACGAAAACUUGAUCUUGCGAUGGUACGGCAAAUGGCCAAAAGAGUGGACGACUACGAGGACGAGGAACCAAGGCAGCAGCCCAUCACCAGCCUGAAAAUUCUCGUCAUUGGCGAGAGCAAUGUGGGAAAAUCUAGCCUAAUGAAUCGUUUCAUUGAUGACGUUUUUGACCCGAAUGUUGCCAACACAAUCGGUGUGGACUACAGGAACAGGAUCAUCACUGUUGACGGACAAUGUGUCCAACUAGGAAUUUGGGACACUGCGGGUCAAGAAAGGUUUCGGACGCUGACCCCCACCUAUUACCGCAACGCCCAAGGCGCAAUUAUUGUUUACGAUGUUACCAGGAGACAAACUUUCGAAAGGGUGGAGCAGUGGCUGCAGGAAUUGGACGCCUACGUAAACAGAACGGAUGUUGUCAAAAUGAUUGUGGGCAACAAGAUUGACCUUAAAAAUCGAGAAGUUUCUCGAGAAGAAGGCCAGCAGCUGGCUCGUAGGCACUCGACCCUGUUCAUCGAAGCCAGCGCCCUUGAAAACGCCAACGUCCAAGUCUGUUUUGAGGAUUUAGUCUAUCACAUCUUACAAACCCCUGGUUUGUGGGAGGCCAGAGAGCAGCCUGGCCGCAUUCAGCUCGGAGAGGAGAGCCCCUCCUUAUGUUCACAAGCGUGGAACUGUAUCAGCCCCAACUGCAGCCUUUUGUAAGACUUGAUGAAUUUUGCAAGGGUCUUCUGUGAUUCAAGUGCUGAAGGGCGAACAUUACUUUUAUAAGGGGGUCGGGGGGAUUGAGAAAUAGAAAGCAUUGAGCGCACUAAUAUUAUGUAAUUGUCAGGAAACAAAAUGCUACCAUAGAUUUUAAAAGCAGUAAUAAUUUCAAGAUGGCCAUUUUGGGCCUUAUUUAAUUCUCUCAUAUCUGUUUUGUUGCUUGUUUGUUUCUUUGUGUAAUUUUACCUAUGUGGUGCCUAAAGAUAAUUAAGGGGAUUCUUUGAAUAAUUUCAUAACUUUAUCUGCUGUCUCAUAAUGUAAAAGUUCCUGAUAAUUAAAUCAAAUUUCUUAUAAAAAAAACUAAAUUGUUCACCCGUUCUUUAUUUUGA
Messenger RNA from Neocloeon triangulifer, 1218 nucleotides. RefSeq names its product ras-related protein Rab-18-B-like. Lineage: Eukaryota; Metazoa; Arthropoda; Insecta; Ephemeroptera; Baetidae. Gene Ontology annotation, molecular function: GTP binding; GTPase activity. The transcript is spliced from 6 exons. Bases 152 to 829 code for a protein of 225 amino acids. The record is from RefSeq and is a predicted model, not a curated record.